AUGGCUUUCAAAGUCUCGGCGUGGGCGUCAGUCGAUAACAUCGUCAACCCGGUCUUGAAGCGGUCAACCACUGGACACGGCUUCAGCUUUCAACUUCCUUCACCGAAGAAACCUCGCCUGGAAGACGCAGCUCCUCGGAUCGGGGUGGAUGACGACCUUGAUGCACCAUCGAAAAGCGAUUUGAGCCUAGCAAAUAAGGAUCCUAGCAACUCCCUCAAUCAACCCCAGGGUUGUCAAACACUGUCUCCACUAACUACCAUUCCUUGGACUCUCAAAGUCUCACCAGACACCAUCACACCUCUGCCAGAUUUCCCCCCGGACGAUACCGAGUUUCGAAGGCCCCCUUCUCCUAGAGAACUGUCGAACAGUGGCAAAGGGCCUGUUUCUCCUCCUCCCUUGAUCACUAUUAACGUUCACUCCAGUCUACCCCAGAUCAUGACCGAACAACACACUGACGGCGAUACACUUGCCAGUCGGGCUUGUGCACACGAUGGCAAGAUCUUGAAACUUAUUUUAGAACAUUCAGUCGCCCUCGAUCGACCUUCAAAUAUUGUCCGACCCUACUACCAACGGGGCAUGCUGGCUGGAUACAUCAGAAACGGCAAUAAUAUCAAGAAUGGAGAAAGCGACGAGGUGGACGAAGACAACGUCGAUCUUCGCGUCCUGCAGGUAAACAAAAAGUUCCGGGAUGUUGGACGCAAGGUCUUCUAUGGCAGCUACACCUUCAAAUUCAAAUCGCCACAUGCCUGCAAAUGGUGGACAAACCACAUCGGCACGGAAAAUUUCUCGAAUGUUCGGUCAAUGUCUUUGGUUUUGGCUUCGGGUUGGGAGGUCAACUCUAGCAUACGCUGUUCGCUCGACUUGUGCUUCGAACAACAAUGGUUUCAUUUCUUUUGUUGGUUACUCCAUCGACACCAGCUCCAGUACCUGCGCAUCGAGUUCGCCUGCUGGCCCCAUAUUGAUUCUCUACGAGGUUUAGAGGCACAGGAGCUGGAGGAAAUGCAUACAUACCGCGGCAAGUUGCUCGCCAAGUUGAGUGCCUUCCGUGGCCUGGCCAAAGCAAUCAUCGGAGAUCUGUCGGAAGCAUUGUUGUCAAGGGCAGAUGCGCAAGGGCUCGCUCUAUUAAUGACACAGGGUAGGGACACCUUGCCGCCUCCCCCACGCAGACCUGAAAUUUCUCUUUCAAGACUUUUGAGAGAGGUGAAGUUGGGUCAUCGUUUGAAAGCUGAACAGGUUCAACGCCAAAUGGAAGAGCGAGAGAGAUAUCGACGCGAGAUGGGUAUGCAAGAAAGGACUCUACAUGGGAUGGAAGAGCAUCAGCAGAAAUCGAAUACUCUGGCCAGGCUGAGAGUUCUGAAUCUUGCUCGGCGCCGCACUCUGAUCCGCAUUGAUUCCGAAAGCCAGGAAGCUGCGGACAACGGCUACAUUUGGGAAUCCAAUCGCCCCGCCCCCAGAAGACAUCCAACAUAUUCGAAACGAGAUCGAGCACGCUAUUCCUCAUAUUCUACCGGUUUGUGA
This is a messenger RNA of Rhinocladiella mackenziei CBS 650.93, 1518 nucleotides long. RefSeq lists its product as uncharacterized. The record is from RefSeq and is a predicted model, not a curated record. The coding region runs from base 1 to 1518 and encodes 505 amino acids. The transcript is spliced from 2 exons. NCBI's taxonomy places the organism in Eukaryota, Fungi, Ascomycota, Eurotiomycetes, Chaetothyriales, Herpotrichiellaceae.